GUACAAGUCAAACACAGCUUCGCAUUACUCAAAAGAGCUUCAGGAAACCCAACACAUCACAAGGACAUAUGCAGCUUCACCCACACGCUUUAUUAUAACCCCUGCUAUUCUCACAUCCGGGAUAUGAAACAUGAGCAAAGACGUGGAAUGUUACAUUUUUUUUCCUCUCUCACAGGCGCCGUAAUGAUGGAGUAAAAAGCAUCACGAUUGGUGGAUGCGGCGAGAAGAAACAUAAAACCCACAGCGUAGCUUUUGCACUCCGGACGCGACGCGACAAACGCGAAUGAACCCAGCGCGUGCUUUCGGUCAUCGGGGAAGAAUUGGAAUAGAAAAACCACUUGAAUUGCAGCAAAAACAUCCACAUCCACACAACGGGCUAAAAGUACACAAUGGUCGCUGGCGAUAUGUGUCUCUCAGACAAGCUUAGCGCAGCGUCGCUUGCGUGACAGCUCGCUGGCCAAUAGGAGCCUCCAGCGGCCCAGCUGCGCUCAGACUCGUCCAAUGGCGAGCGGCAGAAUACGGGCCUAAACGCAUGUUAGGCUGUUGUUGCAGGCGGCCAGCGCUAAACUUCACCAAAUAAUAGCUGUUUGUAUUUUGGCUGCCGCAGUAGCCAUUUUAGACACAGACACAGAUAUCAAGAAAAAAUGAAAAUACAAAAGAAGGACAAGCAGAUGUCUGCCACCCAUGUACUAAAGCACACUCCAUCCGCUGCUGCCUCAAAUGCCUCUGACCAAAACGCACAAACUACAUUUCCCAUCGGCCACUUGGGCAAAGAACAGUUACGAAUCAUUGGAGGGCCGCCCAAUCAUUGCAUGGCUCACCCAAAGCACUCUGGCUUACGGGAGGCGGGGCCUGCGGCCAGCAGUCACAGUCUCCGCCCUUUAUCAAUCAACAGCGAGGAGGACGAUGGAGGGGGUGGGACCAGGGUGAAGAAGAAACGAAGGAAAAAAGACAAGAAGGAGACAGAGUGGCACAAAGAUGAAGAGAGCAACGCUAAACCAAAGAGAAGGGAGCAAAAGGAAGGGAAGGAGCUUCUUGCGAGAAAGGCAAAGGUGGCGAAGGAACAAAAGGAUCAUAAGAAGAGGGAGCCAAAAGCCCAAAAAGAGGUCAAAAAAGUCAAGAAAGGUCAAGAUGUAAAAGUGAAAACACAGGCCAAGAACACUGCAACACAUCCGCCCUCCAAAAGAGGGAGGAAGCCAAAAGAGCAGGGUGCCAUGCCUCCGGAGAAGAAGAAGAAGGGAAAGAGGAAAAGUGAUGCUGUACUUGAGAUGGUGGAGAGUGAUGACACAACCUCUCUCAGCACACUCGCCACCGGCGAGGAAAGCAUCGACCCUAUGGAUAACACUAAGAGGCGAUCAGGGCGUCAAGUGAAGCGGCGGAAGUAUAACGAAGAUCUUGAUUUCAAGGUCGUGGAUGAUGACGGGGAGACCAUCGCCGUGUUGGGCUCAGGCCGGAUUGCCGCCAUGUCUUCCUCUACCCUUGCCUGGCAGGCUGAGGAACCCCCUGAAGAUGAGGCUAAUAUCAUUGAGAAAAUACUCGCAGUGCGAACGGUCAAGAAAGAGACAUCCCCUGACGAACCACCAGAAGAGAUGGAGGAGUUUUAUGUCAAGUACAGAAAUUUCUCCUAUCUGCACUGUAAAUGGGCGACCUUGGAGGAACUGGAGAAGGACCCACGCAUUAGCCAAAAAAUCAAGCGCUUCAGAAACAAGCAGGCGCAAAUGAAGCACAUUUUCACAGAGCCGGAUGAAGACCUGUUUAAUCCAGAUUAUAUUGAGGUUGAUCGGGUCUUAGAGAUUGCUAUCACCACAGAUACAGAGACUGGAGAGGAAGUUACACACUACCUGGUGAAAUGGUGCUCUUUGUCAUAUGAGGAGAGCACUUGGGAGCUUCAGGAAGAUGUUGACCCUGUGAAAAUCAGAGAGUUUGAAGAUCUCAAGCAAAUUCCAGAAAUCAAGCAUGUGCAUGCAUCUCAGACUAGGAAAAGAAGUGGCAGUUCUCUUAUCUUAAUACAGGAAAGGCCUCUGCCCGAACAGUGGCAAAAACUGGAGAAGUCCAGAGAAUACAGGAAUGGAAACCAGCUGCGAGAAUACCAGUUAGAGGGAAUGAACUGGCUCCUUUUCAACUGGUACAACAGGAAAAACUGUAUUCUGGCUGAUGAGAUGGGACUUGGGAAGACCAUCCAGUCCAUCACGUUCCUCUUUGAGAUUUUCCUCAUGGGUCUAAGGGGACCUUUCCUCAUUAUCGCCCCGCUCUCCACCAUCACCAACUGGGAGAGAGAGUUCCGCACAUGGACUGAAAUGAACGUCAUUGUCUAUCACGGCAGCCAGAUCAGUCGGCAGAUGAUCCUGCAGUAUGAGAUGUACCACCGAGAUGAACAGGGAAACAUCGUGUCUGGUCAGUUUAAGUUUCAUGGCAUCAUCACUACAUUUGAAAUGAUAAUGGCCGACUGUCCAGAGCUGAAGAAAAUUAACUGGCGCUGUGUGGUGAUCGACGAGGCCCAUCGUCUAAAAAACCGCAACUGUAAACUGCUGGAGGGACUCAAACUCAUGAACCUGGAACAUAAAGUCCUUCUCACAGGAACUCCUUUGCAGAACUCGGUUGAGGAACUCUUCAGUCUGCUUAACUUUCUCGAACCCUCACAGUUCCCUUCAGAGACCACUUUCCUGGAGGAGUUUGGAGACCUGAAGACAGAAGAGCAGGUAAAGAAACUGCAAGCCAUUCUGAAGCCCAUGAUGUUAAGGAGACUGAAGGAUGAUGUGGAGAAGAAUUUGGCCCCUAAAGAGGAGACAAUCAUUGAGGUGGAGCUCACUAAUAUUCAGAAGAAAUACUACCGUGCCAUUCUGGAGAAAAACUUUGCCUUCCUUGCCAAGGGAGCAAACCAGCACAACAUGCCCAACCUCAUCAACACAAUGAUGGAGCUUCGCAAGUGCUGCAAUCACCCAUACCUCAUUACAGGUGCUGAAGAAAAGAUCCUUGAGAGCUUCAGGAAAACCUACAGUUCUGAGGCUGCAGAUUUUCAGCUGCAGGCAAUGAUCCAGGCUGCUGGUAAACUAGUGCUUAUUGACAAGUUGCUGCCCAAACUGCUGGCCGGAGGACAUAAAGUACUGGUGUUUUCCCAGAUGGUCCGGUGCCUGGAUAUACUGGAGGACUACCUCAUUCAGAGGAGGUAUACGUAUGAACGUAUUGAUGGGAGAGUUCGAGGGAAUCUCCGGCAGGCUGCCAUCGAUCGUUUCAGUAAAGUGGACUCUGACCGCUUCGUGUUCCUCCUCUGUACACGAGCAGGAGGUCUGGGCAUCAACCUCACCGCCGCCGACACCUGUAUCAUAUUCGACUCAGACUGGAACCCGCAGAACGACUUGCAGGCUCAAGCUCGCUGCCACCGGAUCGGUCAGAGCAAAGCAGUAAAAGUAUAUCGCCUUAUCACGCGAAACUCAUAUGAGAGGGAGAUGUUUGACAAGGCCAGUUUGAAACUGGGAUUGGACAAGGCUGUUCUGCAGGACAUCAACCGCAAAGGCAGUCUCAAUGGGGUUCAGCAGCUGUCUAAGAUGGAGGUGGAAGAUCUUCUCAGGAAGGGAGCGUAUGGGGCGCUUAUGGACGAGGAAGAUGAGGGCUCUAAAUUUUGUGAGGAGGAUAUUGAUCAGAUCCUGCAGAGACGCACACAGACCAUCACAAUCCAGUCUGAGGGGAAGGGAUCAACUUUUGCCAAGGCUAGCUUUGUGUCUUCAGGGAACCGUACAGACAUUUCUUUGGAUGAUCCAAACUUCUGGCAAAAAUGGGCCAAAAUUGCUGAACUGGAAAUCGACUCCAAGGCAGAAAAGGAGAGUCUGGUGAUCGACACCCCUCGCGUACGGAAGCAGACGCGUCACUAUAAUUCGUUUGAGGACGAUGAACUCAUGGAGUUCUCUGAACUGGAUAGUGACUCAGAGGAACGACCCUGUCGCACAAGACGUCUCAGCGAUCGCAACAGACGCUACCUCCGAGCGGAGUGCUUCAGAGUGGAGAAAAACCUUCUCAUUUUCGGGUGGGGUCGUUGGAAGGAUAUUCUCAAUCAUGGACGUUUUAAAUGGCACCUGACGGAGAGAGACAUGGAGGUGCUGUGCAGGGCUCUUCUGGUCUACUGUGUUCGCCAUUAUAAGGGAGAUGAUAAAAUUAAGAGCUUCAUCUGGGAUCUGAUCACACCCACUAAAGACGGACACAAUCAAGCACUACAAAACCACUCAGGUCUGUCUGCUCCUGUCCCGCGGGGUCGUAAAGGCAAGAAGCUGAAGAACCAGUUGAGUCCCCCUGAGCUGAAGAAUGCAGACUGGCUGGUCCACUGUAACCCAGAGGUUGUGCUUCAGGACGACAGCUACAAGAAACAUCUCAAACAACACUGCAACAAGGUGCUACUGAGGGUGCGGAUGCUGUACUAUCUGAAGGUCGAAGUGCUGGGGGAGGCUGCUAAUCAGGCUCUUGAAGGGAUCCCAGCCAGUACACUGGAGGUAACCCUCCCUGAUAUCGACUAUAUUGAGAUACCUACUAUAUGGUGGGAUGCUGAAGCGGAUAAAUCGCUGCUUAUUGGAGUUCACAAACAUGGGUAUGAGCGGUAUAACGCCAUGCGUGCAGACCCUGCUCUGUGUUUCCUGGAACGAGUGGGUAUGCCUGAUGUUACUGCAUUGACGGUAGAACAAAGUGGAGCAGAAACUGCUUCAGAUGCACCUGAUAGUAUCAGCAAGAGUGAUGAAAUCAAAGAGGAGAACGAUAUUAAGUCUGAGGAAUUAGAAGAGAAAGUAGAGAUCAAGGAGGAACCCAUGUCAGAGGAAACGGGCAAAAAUGACAAUACAGUGACAGGGGGAUUUAUAGUAUCUCUCGCAGGAGACCUUGUUGCAGAAGUGAUGGAGCAGGGACGGAUACAGUGGCCAGCAGGCUCGGCUCUUACAGCACGUCUGCGACGGCUCAUUACUGCCUAUCAGCGUUAUACACGACGUGAACCGCUUCGUCAUGAUUUCCUCUUACAUGAGGGAAUUGCACCUGUGGCUUGGCAAAUAGGAGAGUUUAGGCACUGCACUACUGAGCCUGACCCACUCUUUUUGGAGUGGCAACGAAGGUGGACACGUCGAGAGCAGGCUGACUUCUAUCGCACAGUGUCCUCUUUUGGAGUGGUGUAUGACCCAGAGAAGAAGAAUUUUGACUGGAACCAGUUCCGUGCCCUUGCUCGAUUGGAGAGGAAGACAGAUGAAAGCUUAGAGAGAUAUUUCCACAGCUUUGUUUCAAUGUGUCGAACUGCGUGUAGACUGCCACCCAGAAAAGAUGAAGGUAAUGUGGAUCCUUCACUGUUUGUGGAGCCUGUUACAGAAGAGCGAGCUGCCCGAACAUUAUACCGUAUCGAGCUUUUGAGAAAGGUCCGCGAGCAAGUAUUGCGCCACCCACUCUUGGGGGCACGACUGCAGCUUUGUCGCCCUAGCUUGUAUUUGCCUGUCUGGUGGGAGUGUGGCAAACAUGACCGUGAUCUUCUCAUUGGGGUCGCUAAGCAUGGCUUGAGUCGAACUGAUUUCUACAUCCUCAAUGACCCCCAAUUAUCCUUCCUGGAGGCCCACCGGAACUACGUUCAUAAAGAAAACCACAGAUAUCCAGUCCCAGGCCUGCCCCACCACCAUUGCUGCUUGUAUGAUGCCAACCUUGGGCAUUGUCAGUCCCCACAACCUCCAGAGUAUCACCCCACAUCUUCACACCACACACCAACACAACUCAUCCAUACUCAUGGGCAUCACCAGCCCACAGAAGUGGUGGCAUCAGAGUCUGGAAGUUCCCUGGGGAUAGGUACAGGAAACAGGGAAGGAUUUUUGGAUUGUCCUCCAUUGGAUGACUCUCUGGAGUUGGGGUCUUUACAACAUGAAGGCUUGACAUCAGACACACUACAUGGCAAAUCUGGUAAAGAGACCUUCAAUGGAUUCCCGUUCAAUUCUGCAACCGGUGGGCAGAAUAUGCUAAAUUCUUACGGUGUGCAAGGGGAGUUAAAUGGGUCUCAAGGAGACAUGGCGGACUCCAUCGCUGGGAAACUUCGCAGCGAUGUUCUGGUUGGAGAGCAAGGGUCCUCAGAGGAAACUGGCUUAAUGGCUCCUUCUGUGGAACUAGAUGAACUUCAAACUCCAUGGGAAAGCUCGGAUCCUGCUGAAACCUCUGACAUGUUCAACGAGACUGAUCCCAUCUUGGGAGCACAAACUUUGGAACCCAGCUUUCUUGAUACUCCUCAACCAGAAGAUGGACGGGAGGGUGAUGAAACGCUCACCGACUGUUUGAGCAUGCCUAGUUCUGACUCUCAAAGCAACCCUGUUGAACCUCUGGCACCGAGCUUCAUGUUGUUCAAAGACCUUAAUGUUGGAGAUACUUCUGUGGAUCAGACAGAUUUGUCAGCCAGUCUUCCAGAAUAUGUUCCACCACCACCUCUUGGACUCCCAGAUGUGAGUCUUAACCAGACAGAUCCCAUUAGUGAGGAGCAAGAGGACAAGCUUAGUGAUUCCAACAUCACACAUGGUGUUCCCAGUCCAGAAGAAGAAACUGAAAGCGUAGGGUUUCAUUUUGAGAAAGAAGACCUUUCUCCAGACAGUCCGAAGACAAAGGAUACUCAAGAUGAGAUCGACAAGAUGCCUUCAAUAGAGUCUCCAAGGGAAAAUUGUCUCGAGGAAUCCCAGAAAGGGGACUGCCAGGUGCCAUUUGACGAUUCUAAUGGAGAUUUGAAAGAUCCUUGUGAAGUGGCUUUGGAAGAACCUUAUGAAAAGCCUCUAACAGAGCCAGAAAAAGUGCCUUUAGAGGAGUCUUAUGAUUUAACUUGUGACGAGACCCUGCAGGAACCUUGCGAAGCGUUUCAGCAAGACACAGCAGAACAGCAGUUGAUGGAAGAAACCUGCAAAGAACCGCCAGAGCCAAUAGAAGAGUGCAAUCUAACUGACACUACUCUUUCAACAGAUUACCCUAUGCCUUCUUCACUCCCAUCGUCUCCAACUACCUUACCUGACACCUCUGUAUCCCCGGGCCUUGACGCGGUCCCAAAACAAGAGUUUCUCGUGGAUCCAGUGGUGUCAGAUGUGAAGCCUGAGCCAGAUAGCACUACGCAGACCCCUCACCUUGAGCAGACUGAGGUUUUGGAAGUAAAGGACAAGAUAAAAGAUGAAGGUGCAAAGGCACCAGCAUUAUUGGGAGAUGUUGAUGGACCACGCUUUGCAUUGCCCAUAUGUGAGAUGGCAGACAGUGUCCAUGAAAUAAGGGAACCAACCAUUGCUCAGCUUCUACAAGAGAAAGCACUCUUCUCCUUCUCAGAGUGGCCUAAGGACAGAGUGAUCAUCAACCGUAUUGACAGUAUCUGCCACACUAUCUUAAAGGGGAAGUGGCCUUCCUCCAGUCAACAAUAUGAAUCUCCCACCUCAUUGGCUAACACCUGCGUGCCCAGCAGUGCCCACCAGAGGGCAGGAUUUCUGCAUACCAGAAUGCCUAUAUCUCAGAGCCUUAACUUUAACCUCUCACACACAGUAUCCCACUUACCAAAGGAGCGGUUAGUGGCCCCAGCAUUUCUCCCUGAGCUCAAACGUCCAAGACGUGGGUUUGAAUUCGAAGCAGAAGUCCUUGCCAAACCAAGCCAUCUUGGAGAAAAGAUCCAGGUUGGCGUGCCUCAUCGUGCUAACGCUCUACUCCUUAAUGGCUGGCAGGAAGCCGCUAUUGACCUCUCCAAACCAACAGAGCUAACAGUUGGUGGAGACAGUGGGCCAAUCGGUCAGAUGAGCCACACUGUCCAGUCAGCGCCCCAUAAAAUAACUGGGAUAGGCUCCAUACAAAGCUCACUGGGAUUGGAUAUGGCUGGCAUUUUGCAGGCUGGCCUGAUUCACCCUGUCACAGGGCAAAUUGUCAACGGCAGUCUUCGUCGUGAUGAUUCAAUGUUGAGACGGAGGAGAGGACGAAGAAGAAAUGUGGAGACUCCUGAUCUCAGCUUUAUGAAGGGACGGAGCGUCAACUUGCCUGAACAACAGAGCGGGUCAGAGAGUAUCAGCCACCCUGUUGUGUCCUCCACAUCCUCCCAGUCGGAAGGCCCUCCAGCCACCCAGACUACAAUUCCUACUCAGCCUCCAGCACCCUCUCCAGCUCCUCCUCCAGCCUCAGAGACCCUGAAUGUGAGCAUGGACAGGGAAACGGCCAAUAAAGGCCUAAUGGAAUGGCUCCGACAAAACCCUAACUACAACAUGGAGCUUUCUGCUUUUCCGUCUCAGAAUGCAAACAUAUUGCAUGGUUUCCUGGAGCGUCCAAAACAGAGAAGGCAUCGCUGCAAAGACCCAUCCAAGCUCGACGUCAACUCUCUAACUGGGGAGGAGAGAGUCCCAGUAGUGCACAGAAACACAGGCCGCAGGCUUGGAGGCGCUAUGGCUCCAGCGAUUAAAGAGCUCUCCCGAUGGCUGGAUGCAAACUCAGAAUACUCUGUGGCGCCUGAUUGGGCGGAUGUGGUGAAGCACUCGGGUUUUCUACCGGAGGGCAAAUUCACACGCAUCCUCUCUGGACCCGUGUGUCGGGAUCCUGGUCCGCGUAGGAGAGGCAGGCGACCCCGCAACGAGAUGCCCAAAGCCCCUGAGCUCGCCGCUGGCAUGGGUCCGCUCUUCAUGAACGGUGGGCUCAUUGGCAGCAUGGAUCUGGUUAGCUUACCCAAUCUCCGCAAUGUCCCUGGCAUUCCGCUAACCGGUAUCAUGGGCUUUCCUCACGGUUUCGCCACCGCUGUACCGUCAGGAGAAGAUGCCAAGAAUGGACUCAGCAUGCUGCCCAUGAUGCUUCAUGGCAUGGCGGCCGUGCAGCCGCCCAUGUACAGCGCUCACAUGAGUGGAAUGAUAAAUCAAUCGCUGUCCACAGCGACGUCUACGAUGUCCACUGCAACCACAUCCUCCACUUCAGCGAGCGUGACUUCGACGAACUCCGCAACCGUAACCUCAACCUCAACCUCCAGCCCGGCGGACAGUUCAGAUUCUGCGCCUCAGCGUGAGAACGCAAGCUCUCCGAUGAGCACGGAGAACGGGAACAAGGAGGAUGCAAAGCAAGGAGGGGAAGAGAAAAAAGUGUCCGCUUCGGUGUCUUCAGCUGCGGCCACUAACAGUAGUAGUAGUAGCAUCACAAGCACCGGCAGCCAUUUGACCUUUAACCCCUUUCUAAUCCCAGGAAUGUCGCAUAGUCUGUUGUAUCCGCAUAUGUUCUUGCCACCUGGCAGUAUAAUGGCGCUGCCCGCUAUGCCCGCAGCAGACAGCACGGGCAGCCCCAAGAGGAAGAGGAAGAAGGUUAGGGAGGAAGGAGCAGAGGAGGGAAGCAGCAAUGUUGGUGUGCAUAUAGAUGGUGUGGAAUCGAAGGGGGUUAAAGACGAGCAGACACCCGAACAAAAGAGCCAAGAGGGCAGAAUGGAAGAAGGCGGACCUGAUGUAGAUUUAGCUCAGGUCAGAGAUCCUUCUGACCCUAUAAAAGGGCCUUCUGAGGAUAAAAGUACUGAAGAAAAGGACAAUAACGAGAUAGGAGAAGAAACUGAGUCAAAUGCUCAAGGCUCUUGUGACGGUGGAGACUAGAAUGCAUCCUCACGUUUGGGCGGCAGUACUUUUGUGUGUGUCGUGUCGGUAAAAGUUUGUGUAUAGGACUUUGAUUAUCAAUGUAUUUGUUUAUAGAUCUGCCCUUGUAAUUUCACUGACAUCUACUCUACCUUCUGAGUGUGUGCUAAAGAAAUGGACACUUGAAGCAUGCAAACACUCAGAGGUCGCAAAUCCUAAAAAAGGGACAACAUCAUCAUUGGUGUUAGCGUGUUCCUUUUGCAUCAUGGGAAUGGAUAUUCAGACGAUUCUGUCUAUUGACGGAGAACGCUCUUAGUGACCCUAGCAUUUUUCCCCUUCGAUUAGGUGUUAUUCACUAGCAUCUUUCACAGAUUCUCAGAAAGCGGUAGGAUGUUGGUAUUGUGCAAAAAACAGACGGCGGUCUCACUUCGUAAUGGUGUUUCGGAUCACGCUCCUAUAGUUGCAUAAGACCUAGAUUUGUGUUUUGAAACAUUUCUCAGAAUAAUGUAAAGAAAACACUCAUCCCAUUGGUAGAGUACCAGCAGAGCUGCAUUUGAUACAGUCUUGAUGGAUCACAGUAUUUUGUUCUUAGUUGCUUGCUGCUAUGUAUUCAUUUUAGUGAAGAUUUUAACCUAAAUCCUUUACAAAGCUAUAGGUGGCAUGAGUGCAACAUGGUGAGUGCAAUGGAAACUCAAAAAGAGCAAGGCUUGAAAUUGAUGGCAAAGAACAAUCCUGAGAUUGAUUUAUCUUUUGUUUUGUUUGUCUUGUUUUUGAUGUCAUUUCCACAUGGUUGCUUUGAUAAGAUGCCCCAGUUGGGAUACUACUAAUCAUUAUAGAGGUGGCUAUAUAUUCUUAGGGGUGCUGCAAGUUCAAAAGUGAAGGGUUAGUGCCAUAGAUGAGACUUGGUUCUAAAUGGUUUUGGUACAUGACCUUAUAAAAUAAGGCUGAUGGAAAGCAGAUGGUAGAAAAUUGCGAGAACUGUGUUUUUAGUGAAUUUUAAAAGGAUAAUUCACCCUAAAAUUAAAGUUCUGUCAACAUUUCACCCUUAUUUCAUUCGAACCCGUCUGAAUGUCUUCUGUGGAGCAUAAAAGCCGCAUGCUCACAUUAAGAAGUGGCUAUCAAGCUGCAAAAAUGGCCAUACAACUACUCCGUAUGACUACUUUUCCUUAUUAAAGCUACCUUCUGUCUUCAGAUAACCUGGAAUAUAGUGCAUAAUUCAUUUGAGCUACUUCUCAUUUUUUCUCUUCUUGAAGUUUGAUAACCCCUGGUCAUUGUGUUUUUAUGUGGGGAAGAGCAGUCUUCAAAACAUCUCCUACAGGUUUGAAACAACAUUAGGGUGAAUAAAUUGUGCCGGAAAGUUAAGUUUUGGGUGAAAUAUUCCUUUACCCAAAAUAAUACAAAAAUAUCUUUGCAAAUCCCUGUUUGUUUUUGCCUUCACUAAAGCCCCUAGGUGAUGGGGUUGACAGAAAGACGUCAGAGCGUCUCGUUCUCCUCAUGGGUUACAUUGCUCUUAUUUUCUCUGGUGCAUUUGAAAAUACUGUAGAGUAAAACCUACCGAGAUUUUUGAAAACAUGUAAAUCUAUCUAGCUGUAUAUUGCUGUUACUUUUGUUUACAAGCAGACAAUGUUAUUUUUCCUCACCAGUAUGUCUCAUAUUGGGAGGAUGUGUAAAAAAAAAAUAAAAUCAGCACUAGUGUUUCAUUUAUUUGAAAUACUUUACACUAGUUGAUAACCAGAGAUAAUUUAACUCGUUUUCUCCCCCAGUCUCAACAGGGUCUCUCUUUUGUGGGAGUAUUCAUUUUCCACCUUUUCAUCUUCCUUUUUUUUUUUUUUUCAGUUUUCGGAUGUGAAAACAUUUUUUGCACAGUCUUUUGGUGAAUGUUUACCUGUAAUUGUGUUCCGUCUUGUUUAUGUGUGUUCGUGUGGACGCAUGCGCACGCUUGCACAUGUCACUUCCUGUACAUUUUGACCUAUGUAAACCUGUACUGUAAAUUUCUUGUCUAAACAAAAAAAAAAUAACAAAUCAUGGUCACCUUCAAAAAACAUGCUGUUGUUGCCUUGUCACACUAUUUGUGACACCAUGUUGUAAUUUAUUUUGCGUUUAUUUCUCUUUUUACUUUGCCAAAUUCACCAAAUACGACAUUUCCCCUUUCUCAUCACAUCUAUUUUAUUGUGUUCACUUUGCAAUGCCUUAUUUAGUGGUUUAUAUAUGGAUGUUUGUUACAUCUUUAUGUUGGAAAAUAUAUAUCAAAAUACUUGUGUACAGUGUCAACGUUUUGGGAAGCAGUCUUGGUCAUACUAGUUAAAAUCGAGUUGUACAGAUACUGGCCGCCUUGUGCUUUUUUUGUGUAAAACGUCAGGUUAUAAAACCUUAAACCUUUCAAAUAACAUAAUCAGGCCUCUAUUCUCUCUCAACUCAUUCAAAGCAGUAUCGCAAAGCACAAAGUCUACUCGACUUUCAUAAAUGUCUCGUUGUUAGUCUGAAAGCUUACCUCAGAUCUUUCUCUAUUGUCCCUACACUGCUUUCUCAGUAACAUCUGGUGAACAAAAACGCACCUCGUCUAGACGUCUGGAUGAUUGUGUUAUCCUUGCUUUUGACGUUUUGAGUUCGUAACUCCAUUAAAGGCCUUCAAAAUUUCAGGAGAAGCACAGCCAGUAUAUGUACAACUGGAGAGUUCAGACUGUUAGACUGAGAAUGCUGCGUUGCUGGUUGUAAGUGUGUUGAUUUUAUAAAUGUACUGUUUGUUGGAAAUGUACAGUUUGAAAACACAACAAUAUUGUUGGAAAAACACUCCAGUUUAAUUCGAUUUGAAUCACGGCGUUUGAAAAGAAAGUCUCCCUGGUGCAGUAUCUGGGCUCAUUUGAAGAUCUAUGAAUAUAUAUUCAAUUCCGUGUCCUAGUAACACUCCAGAUACCUAUUUUUGUCUUUCUCCCCAGCUGAAACUGUUUGGUAGCUCAUCUAAACAUCUGAUCAAUUUCAAUUUUUACCUGUAUUUAUUGUUUUACUGUCUCAGCGUUGUCUCCCUGUGUAUUGCAACAUGUACAUAAACUUGCCGUCUCCAGGUUUUGGAUGUUUUCCUAUAUGGGAUGUCUACACUGAUCCAUUUUACUUUCCAUAAAAGCUGAACUGUUCUGAAAACGGUAAUGUUGACUGUAUCUGUGUGUAUAAAUACGUCUCUGGAUAGUUGCUCCCAGAUACUCUCGAAAGCCUUCCCAUUGGACCCCUACCUCCAUUUUUGAAUGGGUUGAUCAAAGGGAGAUCAUUGUAGUAGCUUUGCAUAGUGCAUUUCCGAUGGCGAGUGAGAAUUGGGAAAUUUGUGGUAUCAUAUGCCAGUGUCAUUUUGAUCACUCUGUCAGCAUUCAAUAUUUCCGAUGCUUUCUAAUAUGCACGUAGUAGGAGACUGGAUUUUGCUUUGCCACUGUCAGUGUUUGCAUGUCAGGACCUGCUAAAAAGACCCAGUCACAACGUCUGAAACAGAGCAACAUCGCAUACUUAAAAGUGUAUGCAAGUCAGGCUACUGUGGAGUGUUUCUUGUAACAACUGCUUAGCCAGACAAACUUAAGUCCUUAGUGUUCAUGGCACAGUAGAGCAUCAUGUACCACGCUUGCGUCACUAUUGAGCCCAUGUUGGAGGUUCUGUUCCUCAAGAUCUUGUAGAAUAACAUGGUCAGUGUUCAUGACAAGGAAGUACUGUAAGUUCGUAGUUACAUUGAAGCAAGUGCACUAUAUUGGGAUGACUACACAAGAUAAAAAGUGAACUUAUACUCUUGGUAUGAAAUCUGCAGCAAUGCUGAGAGUCGUGGGUGUUUUUAUUAUUUUAUUUUGUAAUUUUAUUUUAAUUUUUUUGGGGAUAUUUUGUUUGUUUUUGUUCAAAUAGCUCCUGUACACCGAUGUGGACCAAUCAUAUAAUUCAAACCAUGGUAUGUGAUCUUUUAUUGUGCAAUAAAAGAUGACUUUCAA
This is a messenger RNA of Onychostoma macrolepis, 13501 nucleotides long. It is a transcript of the gene chd6, whose product is annotated as chromodomain helicase DNA binding protein 6. Gene Ontology annotation, molecular function: ATP binding; ATP-dependent chromatin remodeler activity; protein binding. The transcript has 38 exons. NCBI's taxonomy places the organism in Eukaryota, Metazoa, Chordata, Actinopteri, Cypriniformes, Cyprinidae. The coding region runs from base 645 to 9563 and encodes 2972 amino acids. The record is from RefSeq and is a predicted model, not a curated record.